Messenger RNA from Limulus polyphemus (Atlantic horseshoe crab), 1963 nucleotides. RefSeq names its product dynein assembly factor 4, axonemal-like. The record is from RefSeq and is a predicted model, not a curated record. Bases 185 to 1207 code for a protein of 340 amino acids. The transcript has 10 exons. Gene Ontology annotation, biological process: cilium movement; inner dynein arm assembly; outer dynein arm assembly. Gene Ontology annotation, molecular function: protein binding. NCBI's taxonomy places the organism in Eukaryota, Metazoa, Arthropoda, Merostomata, Xiphosura, Limulidae.
AAUAAAGCAUUAUCAUGGUGCACCACAAUUUUGAUGUCAUUUGGCGCAGUAUCGUAGCUCCAGUAGAAAGUUCCUAGCAUGGCACGAACAAGUGUUUGGGUUAUUAUUAUAUCAUAUAUGCUAGGAACAUAUGCUUCGUCUUUGCAACAUGAUCUGACGCACAGUUUAAACCCUUUUCCUGGACAUGGUGAACUAUCCACCUUUUCUGUAUGAAUUAUUCCUGAAGGCUCCGGUGGAUUCAGGAAAUAGUUCAGCUCAAAUAGGAGAUGGACGAGUGACUUUUAGGCUUGAAAAGAAAGAGUAUGCAAUAUGGGGAGAACUGUCAGAUCCAGAGGCAGCAAAGGAAGAAUUUAGACAGCAGCAAAGAAAUGCAGCUUUAGAAGAAAAUCAACAACAAACAGAAGAAGUUGCCAAACAAAAGUGUGUUGAGAAAAGAAAGAGAGAGAAGUUUUCUUUGCAACAGGAAAUGAUGUUAGAUGAACUGGAGAGGAAACGUAUAGAAGAGCUUAAAGAAAAUGAACGUCUUCAGGUAACAAAGACUGUCGAGUUAAUGGAGAGUGAGGUACAAAAUUCUUCUUCCUCAUCUGUGAUUCAGAAAUCCAACAAAAGUAAAAGCAAAAACCAAAAUAAGCCCACAAGUUCAGAACUUCCUCCUCCUCGUAAUGCUGGCCACAUUAAGGUGACGUUUACACAACGAGAAUUUCCAUCUGCAGCUCGAGAGUCUAAGCAUGCUGAAGAACAAGAAUGGUUACAGAAACAGGCUACAGCUCGUCAAUCAAUAGAGAUUGAAUGUGCAGACUUGUCACCUGAGGAAAGAAAUCCACAAUGGCUUAAGGAGAAAGGAGACACCUUUUAUUCCAAUGGUGAUUUCCAUGGGGCAAUUAAUGCUUAUACCUUAGCUGUAAAGAUGUGUCCAAACUUACCAAGCUUGUACUCAAAUCGUGCAGCAUGUCAUCUUCAGCUAAGAAAUCUCCAUAAAGCUAUAGAAGACAGUUCAAAGGCUUUAGAUUUGUUGACCCCUCCUGUAGAAGAUAAUGCAUUAGCUCGUCUCCAUUGCCACGUUCGACGGGGAACUGCCUUCUGUAACUUGGAAUUAUACAUUGAAGCACUUCAAGAUUAUGAGGCAGCUCAAAGGAUUUCUCCCACUAACGAAGAACUUCGUUUAGACACAGAAAAAAUUAGACACCUAGUGCAGGGUUUGAUUUGAUGAUAAAGAUAUAUGUUUUACUGGUGUGCGAGAUAAAAGUAAAGGUCUGCCAUGAAUUGGUAUUAUUUAAGGAACAGAUAAAAGAUACUAGUUGUAAAACUUCUCGUGACAAGCUCCAUUUUUAAUAGUAAAGAUAUAUAAGAACUUAAUUUCAAGUUUGACAUAUUUUAAAAUACAGACACUUCAAUAAUAUAGUUAUGUACUCGGGAAGUAAUAUUUUGGGAAUUUAUGAGAAUUAAAUUAACAUAUUAUGUAAUUUAAAUGAUCAUAUUUCAUCCAUUAAUUUCUUAAAUAUUUUAAGUGCCAAUUUCAGGAGAACUUAAUUUAGUGGUCAUUUUUUUUUUCGUGGUUUUUUUGGAAGGUAAUUAUAAAUACUCCAUUAUUAUGAAAUGUUUAUCUAAAUAUAUAUUUUAAAUUAUAAUCAAUCUUAACUUACAUUAAUUGUAAAAAACAGUAUUUAGAACUACAAAAAAAUUGUUUCAUUUAUGUUGAUUUCAUUGCUUAUAGUAAUUAAAAGAUGCUACUUUGUUUUUAUUUGCAGUUCAGUGUCUGUAAAUUUUCAUGGAUUAAUACACAAAAACACUAAUUUAAGGGAAGUUUUGAAUGUAACAGAAGAAUGCACUAACCUACCUGAUUUUUGCAAAAUAAUAAAAAUUAUUAAAAGUAUUUAGUUUCAGAAUGUAAAAUCAACUUCUAAGUUUAUUCAUUUAUGUUUAGCAAAUUCAUAAUUAUCUUCAAAAUUUGUUAAGAUAGCAU